AUGUCAGGAUUGCUUGAUGGAGCAAAGAAAGCAUAUCUUAUUGUCAAAAGGCACGCAACGCCGACGCAGACAACCCAGCUGGCGCCAAUACAAACCAUGCGAGUGCACACGGAGAAAGUGUGGGCAGUCGCGUUCUUCAAAGACGGUCGACGGAUCGUCACUCCUUCAAAGGAUAAAACCCUGCAAAUCUGGGACGUGGAGACAAGAACAUUGGUGGGGGGUCUGUUCAAGGGACACAGCGACCGUGUUUAUUCAGUCGCCGUAUCACCAAAUGAUAGGCGAUUUGCGAGUGGUGGAGAAACUGGAGCCAUCAUCAUCUGGGAUGUCGGUAAGAAGCAGAUGCUAUUCGAACUGAAGAAGCAUGUAAAACUGGUUCCGUCGCUGUGUUUCUCCCCCGACGGAAAGAGACUUGCAAGCGGGUCACUGGAUAAAACAGUUAUUAUAUGGGAUGCGAAGACUGGUGCUGUCCUCUCAACCCUCCAGAGUGCUCGGGGUUCGGUGUUUUGUGUCGUCUUCAGCCCGAAUGGGCUACAAUUAGCGUCCGGCGAACAGGGUACUGUUCGGGUCUGGAACACCGAGAACGUCGCCGAGCUUCUGUUCGAUAUCAACUUCGCUCACCAAGGUUGGGUUAAAAGUGUUGCGUGGACGCCCGACGGCCAGCAACUCAUCUCUGCAUCACACGACCAAACAAUCAAGUUUUGGGACUCGUCAAAUGGGACCAAGAUCGGUCAACCUUGCACCGGUCACACUCACGACAUCAACUCGCUUGCCAUUUCUUCUGAUGCCUCCUUCAUUGCAACCGUCUCAUUCGAUAAGACUAUGCGCAUGUGGAGCACUGAGUCACACGAGCAGAUAGGACAGCGACUCAAACACACCACACGUGUUUCCUCUGUCGCAAUCUCUCCCAAUGGAGAACUGCUCGUGAUUGGAGAUUACGAUGGGAAUGUUCAGCUCUGGUCCAUCGAGAACAUACUUUCCGCAACACUCGAGACGGAUUCCUCAUACUAUUUAUAUCUUGCGCAUCGCAGCAAGGUGAAGUUGGGCCAAAACCUCUAUGCGGAGGCCCUUUUGGACGCGGAAAAGGUCAUCGAGCUCAACCCUACGUCUCAUCUCGGAUACGAACUGAGGCGUGCAGCGCUUUGUGGAGCGCUGUGCUAUGAUGAUGCACUCGAGGGCCUCACAAUCAUGCCCUCCGAGUUGGAUGAUGUGCCCGACCCACAGAUACGACAGCUACGCCAGCAAUACGUCAGUCCAUCUGAAGUAGCUAUUCGACGAGCCAUCGACGCCAAACUGGAAAACGCUCCACUUCGUCUAAUCAAUACUAUCACUGGGGAUAUAUGUGAUCGAAGUGCACAGAUCAAGACAUUCGUGAAGAGUACGAAGUACAAAAUGCUUUUGCAUUCAUUGGUGAUGCAUGCACCCCUUCAAACAGAGCUCAUCGAAGAAGCCGUCGUGACGUACUUCAGUUGGGUCAUGUUGUCCCAUAGAUGGGAAAUUAAGGAGCCGCUACUGCACGAGAUUCAGGGCAGCAUAUACGACUUGGAUCCGGUCGGAACCAUUGUGAAGUUGCAGAAGUUCUGCGAGGUCGUUCGCAAUGCGGGGCAUUGCUGGGCGUGGAGCGACACGUGCUGCAUCGACCAGAACAACAACAUCGAGCUCCAACAAUCGGUCAAUUCCAUGUUCAUCUGGUAUCGCCACUCAGCGCUUGCCAUUGUCUACCUAUCGGAUGUUCCUCCUUCGUCGCUCGCAAAUAGCAUUUGGAACACGCGAGGAUGGACCGUUCAGGAGUUUCUCGCUCCUAAAAUGGUUCUCUUCUACCAGGCAGAUUGGACCCUAUAUCUCGAUGACCACUCACACAACCACAAGCAGUCUGUCAGUAUCAUGAAGGAGUUGGAGGACUCAACUGGCAUAAAUGCGCGGGCGCUCGUCAACUUCCAUCCAGGGAUGAGGAAUCCCCGCGAGAAACUCCAAUGGGUGUCGAAACGCGAGACCACGAGGGAGGAGGACAUCGCGUAUUCGCUGUUUGGGAUAUUCGGCGUCCACCUUCCUGUAAUCUACGGAGAAAAAAGACAGAACGCGCUCGGACGUCUCUUGCAGGAGAUCAUAGCUCAUUCGGGCGACAUCACUGCCCUUGAUUGGGUGGGACAAUCAUCCGGCUUCAACAGCUGUCUGCCAGCCGACAUCUCCUCAUACAAGGCUCCGUCACUAUUGCCAUCCCUAUCCGAAGACGAGAUGCAGAAUUCGGUCUCCACGCUGCGAAAUACUGUGGCCGUAGAGUCGGCUUUGAAUCUGUAUACCCUCCUUGAGAAGCUCAGCUUUCCUCGUUUUGCCAAUGCCAGGUUGCAGUUACCUUGCAUCGCAUUUCCUCUCACGGAAGUCAGGCGGAGGUCUGGUCAAUAUGGGGACCAACGUUUCACUUAUGAUGUCAAAGCAGAUGGGCUUCGCGACCUGCCAAUCACUACAGAAGACCAGCUAGCUCAAUUCUGGCUUGGAAGACGUGUUCGGCGGACAGUCUUGCUCAUUCGUCCAUGGACUCGUUAUCUCCUCGGGCUAUCUGACUUUGCAGAACUCCUGGAUUUUGCAGAACCGCCCGACAUUAACGAUGAAUGUAGCGUGCAAGAUUAUUGGUCUGCGCUUGAGUCUCCAGGAGAACAGCCGGAGUGCGAGCGUGCGUUUCGAUUGGUUGCUCACCUUGGAAAGCCCUUUAGUGCGUUCUUACUAGUGCAGCAGCCUGGUGGGGAGUAUAGGAGAAUUGCCUCGGAUAUUAGUAUCAUUGCGCAAGUUAGAGACGCGAGUUCCAUUGAUGACCUGAUGGACAUCAGAACACUAGAGAUAUUGUAG
Molecule: messenger RNA, 2841 nt
Organism: Suillus subaureus
Lineage: Eukaryota; Fungi; Basidiomycota; Agaricomycetes; Boletales; Suillaceae
Product: WD40-repeat-containing domain protein
Exons: 3
Coding region: 1-2841 (946 amino acids)
Molecular function (GO): protein binding
Source: RefSeq, a predicted model, not a curated record